Molecule: messenger RNA, 840 nt
Organism: Morus notabilis
Lineage: Eukaryota; Viridiplantae; Streptophyta; Magnoliopsida; Rosales; Moraceae
Exons: 1
Coding region: 109-840 (243 amino acids)
Source: RefSeq, a predicted model, not a curated record
AUUUCCUUUCUCCAAUUUGACUACAAAUCCGCUACUAUUUAACGUCACUCUUCUCCUCCUAUGAAAUUGAACAAAUAGAAAAGAAAAGAAAAGAAAAGAAAAGAAAAAAUGGCAGUUGACGUCUGCUCAGAGAUUUCUAGCUUGCCAAUCAGUCCAAGAAUCUCGUUCUCUCACGAUCUCAAUCAAACAAAUUCAGUUCUGCCCAGAGAAGAUAUAAACCUUUUGGAUUCGAGCUCCGAUUUCAACUUCUGCAUUCUCAACAGCAAUCUCACUUUGGAACAACUCUCUCCGGCAGACGAGCUCUUCUCCAAUGGUAAGAUUCUUCCUGUCCAAAUCAAGAAAACACCGGCGCUUCCCCCGACGGCUUCUUACCGAAAUUCGGAUUCGAACAUCAACAAGAAGAGGUUGAAAGAAUUCCUAUCCACUAGUUUGGACACAGAUAAUGACGAUGAAAAGCCUCCACAGAGCAAGUCCUUUUGGCAGUUCAGGAGAAGUAGUAGUCUAAAUUUCGACACGGCUCGUGGGAAGAGUUUGAUUCGGUCUCUACAGUUCUUGUCCAGAAGCAACUCAACUGGGUCGGUCCCAAAUCCGAAGCAGAACCAGAAGCCGGGUUUGCAAAAGCAGUCGUCGGUUAAUUCAACGUCGUUUUACAAGAGAUCAACGUCGUUUUCGAGUGGUGGGUAUUACUCCUAUGCCAACAAAGGAUCUCAUGGAAAUGGGGUUAAUAGGGUUAGUCCAGUUCUGAAUCUCCCACAUCCGUACAUUCCCAAAGUUACCAUCAAUUUUUUUGGGUUUGGUUCUCUUUUAUGUAACGGUAAGGUUAGAAGGAAGAAGAAAUGA